Molecule: messenger RNA, 6351 nt
Organism: Bombyx mori (domestic silkworm)
Lineage: Eukaryota; Metazoa; Arthropoda; Insecta; Lepidoptera; Bombycidae
Product: fatty acid synthase
Exons: 38
Coding region: 126-6305 (2059 amino acids)
Biological process (GO): fatty acid biosynthetic process
Molecular function (GO): fatty acid synthase activity; oxidoreductase activity
Source: RefSeq, a predicted model, not a curated record
AUUUCCGGAAAUCGUCCUAUCUGGAUAUAGUUUGGUUUUUAAAAUAUUCAAAGGCUUACUUAAAUACGAGUAAUUUUUUCAAACAUUUUUGCGAAGUUUUGGAAUCAACUACGUUAAAAGGUAAAAUGAAGGCUUCAGCAGGCAACACUACCACAGAUCGAGGCGUGAAGUCUUCAUCGGAACGUGACAGGAUUGUCAUCUCAGGGAUGUCAGGUCUGUUUCCUGAGGCGCAAUCCGUCCAAGAAUUUGCUGAUAUUCUUUACAAUAAGGUAAAUCCUGUAACAUCAGAGAACAGUCCUUGGUUGUAUACACCACUAGAAAUUGGCCCGUAUUCAGGAAAAGCCCCAGGAUCACAAUAUUUCGAUGCACAAUUUUUCAAAGUACAUCAACGACUUGGAGAAAAAAUGGACGUUAUGUCGAGGAAGUUGUUGGAGCAAUCUUACCAAGCUAUUUACGACGCCGGUCUGAGCCCUCAGAGCUUAAAUGGUAAAAAUGUUGCCGUCUACAUAGGUACUUCUAUUUCUGAGACAGAAAUAACUGGAUUUCUUGAUACAUCUUCCAAGAGAGGUUUUGGAAUAAUGGGAUGUAGUAAAACAAUGUUCGCAAAUCGUAUCUCCUAUUGGCUAAAUGUAAAAGGUCCUUCCAUGGCCGUGGACCAAGCAUGUUGCAGCUCUAUGAGUGCUCUACAGCUGGCAUAUCUUGCCAUGAAAAGUAAUGAAUGUGAAGCUGCCAUUGUUGGAGGAUGUCAUUUGAGUAUGCUGCCUGAAUCAUCAGUUCAUUACAACAGAAUAAACAAGAUAGCAAAAGAUGGAAAGACUAGGUCGUUUGAUCAAGAGGCCAACGGAUGUGUUCUCUCUGAUGCUAUCAAUGUUAUUUUCUUGCAAAAAGCGAGUGAUGCUUUGAGGGUAUAUGCUGAUGUGGUCCAUGCUAAGAAUGAAUACAUUUCUUUGAAACAAGAAAAUGAGUUUCCGAAGAGCGGAUCAUAUAGGAAACCGCAUGAAAUUGCAAAUUAUUUAAAAGAUUUUUAUAUAGAAGCGGAUUUCGCCCCACAAGAUGUCGACUACGUAGAGGCAUUUGGCAUCGGUAAUCCGGAAUCAGAUAAAUCUGAACUAGAAGCUUUAACUGAUGUUUUCUGUGACAAGAAAACUAAUCCAUUGUAUGUAGGCAGCGUGAUGUCCAAUAUAGGUUUUACCGCAGCGGCUAGUGGCAUUACAUCCAUUAUAAAAGUGCUCCUUGGCUACCACAACGGUUUAUUUGCUGGUAACCUGCAUUACAAUACGCCACGCCACGACAUAAAUGCAAUAAAAGAUGGACGAAUUUGUAUUCUUGACGAUCACUGCCACAUUAACGGAAAUUACGCAGCAGUCAAUGCCUUUUCAGUAACUGGAGUCAAUGCUCAUGUUCUGUUGAAAGGAAACCGUAAACCAAAGGACUUAGCCAAAUAUAAAUCCAGCAUACCACACCUGGUGACAGUAUCAGGGAGACAAGAUAGUUCAGUAAAAAAAGUACUUGAUAAUUUAAAAUCAAGACCAAUAGAUCCAGAAGAACUAACAUUAUUUCACAACAUACAUUCGGUGGUGACUCCAGGGCACUUGGGAAGAGGCUACACAAUUUUGCAAACGCAAGAGAAUCAAACAGUAAGUUUAGGAGAAGCAGUGAACUAUUUCGAUAAUGCCAAACGUCCGUUGUGGUUUGUGUACAGUGGGAUGGGUUCUCAAUGGCCUGGGAUGGGCGCGGAACUUAUGAAUAUCCCAAUAUUUUCCGCAGCUAUUGAGCGCUGCCAAAAAGCAGUCGAAUCUAAAGGAAUAGACCUCGUGAAAAUUAUAACGUCUACUGAUCCUGAUAUUUUCAAUAAUAUUCUAAACGCUUUCUUGGGUAUCGCGGCCAUUCAGAUCGGUUUGACAGAUGUCACCUAUGCACUUGGUUUGGUUCCUGAUAAUAUCAUUGGACACAGUGUGGGCGAGCUCGGCUGCGCUUAUGCCGAUGGUUGUCUAACAGCAGAGGAAAUGAUUUUGGCUGCGUAUUCUCGUGGUCAAGCAUCCAUUGAGACUAAACUCAUCAAGGGUUCUAUGGCGGCCAUCGGGAUGGGAUACAAACAAAUCUUACCUCUGUGUCCUCCAGAAGUAGACGUGGCGUGUCACAACGGACCGGACUCUAGCACUAUAUCGGGCCCAGCGGAUGUGACUGCCCAUUUCGUAGCCGAACUGUCAGCCAAAGGAAUAUUUGCUAAAACAGUUCCUUCUGCGAAUAUCGCGUAUCACUCUCGUUACAUAGCUGCUGCUGGCUCCAACCUCUUACAAAUGCUGAAGAAGGUCAUAAAAAAUCCACGUCUUCGUAGUGAACGUUGGGUUUCCACGUCUGUUCCUCAAGAGGAUUGGAAUAAUGCAGCAGCCAAAUACUGUUCCCCUGAAUACCAAACUAAUAAUUUGUUGAACCCAGUUCUAUUCGAGGAAACAUCUCGACUUAUCCCAAACAACGCCAUUCUCAUAGAAAUAGCUCCACGUGGACUGCUACAGGCCAUUCUGAAACGUUCAGUAUCACCAGAUUGCUUUAAUAUAUCGUUAACUAAAAAAGGAGAUGGUAACGUCAUACAUUUACUUCAAACCAUUGGGAAGCUAUACAUUGAAGGAUGCACACCAGACAUCAAGGCUUUGUACCCAAAAGUAGAGUUACCAGUUUCAGCAGGGACUCCCAUGCUAUCACAAUUAGUUAAAUGGAUGCAUCUACAGGAAUGGUACGUUCCAAAGCCACAAAGUACUGAAAUAAUAACUUGUGCAGUCUGCGAACAUUUCAUAUCUGUGCAUGACAAAGAGCAUAGUUAUUUAAGAGGAAACAUUGCUCAAGGGAAAAUGAUAUAUCCUAUUGGAGGAAUUUUAGUUCUAGUUUGGGACACGUUAUGCAUGUCGAUGCUAUUGCCCAAAAAGAAGGUGUCGGUUAAAUUUAGCGACGUUCAUAUAGAAGUGCAACCAAUACUUUGCGAAGAAAAAAUAUUAAGACUGCGUGUAGCGAUCAACAAGGGAAAUGGACGAUUUGAGGUUACAAACGCUGGAUCUAAAGUUGCAAGUGGAAUUAUUUUUACUACAAGUAAAAAUGUGAUUAACAAAAUGGAUCAUGCAGUUACUUCUAUGGAACUAAAUAAAAACGACGUAUAUCAACUACUAUGGGAAAAAGGAUACUCUUUCAGCGAAGAAUUCCGUUUGAUAAAGAGUGCAAAUACGACUUUAUCUGAAGCCAUCGUAGAAUGGCGAGACAACUGGGUGACGCUGAUCGAGAAUAUGCUGCAACUGAAUAUCUUAAAUCAGAACGAUAAUGGUGUUUCACUACCUGCUAAGAUCUCUGACGUUAUUCUUAAUAUUUUUGAACACGAAAAGCCAAUAUUUUCAAAAGAUAGUUCAUCCACAUUAAAAGUAAUUCGGUCUGAAGUAUAUGAUUCGACGGAAUGCGGGGGUGUGAUCCUUAAGGGUAUACGAUUUCGUCAAAUUCCUAGAAUUUCAUAUCCCACGAGUCUGUUGGUUCCGUCUAGCAAAGACAAAACUGAAUUGAUAAAGUUGAAAAUACAAACUUCCUCUUGUUCAAAUACGAUGCUUCUAAGCGCAGAACCUGGGAAUAUAAAUUCCAUUCAUUGGUCUCAAGUCUUUGAACCAUCUGGAUCCGGAAUUCUUGUGAAGGUUCACUACGCAAGUCUUACUCCUAUAGAUGGUGAAAAGGCAACAGGAGCAGUAUCUCAUCAAGUGAACGAAAUCUGUUAUGGUAUGGAUUACAGCGGUGUUACUGAAAGUGGACAUCGUGUGAUGGGUAUAGUUCAUCGAGGUGCUUGUCGAAAUUAUCUUCGAGCUCACCCUGAUCUGUUGUGGCCAGUCCCGGAUCACUGGAGUCUCGAAGAUGCAGCAACUGUUCCUUUAGCUUAUGCGUAUGCUUUUUACUGUCUAAUGAUUAAAGCAAAACUUUAUUCGGGUAUGAAAAUUUUAAUACACGAAGGAGCUGGAGCACUCGGCCAGGCUGCCAUAUCCAUUGCUCUUGCACACAAAUGUCAAGUGUUCACUACAGUUGGUGACGUGAGAAUGAAAAGUUUCUUGAAAAAGCUCUAUCCAGAAUUGAAAGAACAACACAUUGGGAAUUCUCGAGAUGUGACUUUUGGUGACAUGGUACUAUCAGCAACAAAUGGGAAAGGUUGCGAUAUUGUAAUAUGUAGUGUCGAACCCUGGCUCAAACAUGUUUCACUUCAAUGUGGUGGAGCUUUAAGCAUUAUAAUUGAUACGGCACAAAUGUACAACCAGAAUAAGUUCGAAUUGCGUAUGAAUAGUCUGAUCAAUGAUAGAUCCUAUGUGAUUGCCGAUUUUGUGUCCAUGUUCGAUUUUGCGAAAAAUGAAGAAUUUAAAAAAUUACAAAUCCUCGUGAGUGGGGGCAUCUCCAAGGGCUACGUGCGACCACUAGGGCGAGUGACUUAUGCUGCAGAUGAAGCUCCACGAGCUCUACGCCUGUUAUCGAAGAGUUGGCAUCGAGGACAUGUCCUUUUAAGACUUACAGAUCGAGCGCUUCCAGCUAGCCUUAGGAUUAACUGUACUUCUAAAUGCAGCCAUUUAAUCAUCUUCAGCGACGAAUAUUUUGGUAUUCAGUUGGCAAAAAGGCUUAUCAAUAGAGGUGCCAGAAUGUUACAUAUCUGUUGUUCGAAGCCUUCGUGGUAUCUUCAACAUCAAACAGAAAAUCUUAAAUCUCUUGGAGUGAAUGUUAUCGUUUCUUCAAAUAACUUAAAUGAUUUGGAUGAUGUUGCAACCGUGCUAAAGAAAACUAUAGCAAUGGGACCGGUAGAAGGCGUAUAUUUGACGAGCUUCAAAGAUAUGGACAAUAAAUACAUAUCAAAUAGCUUGGAAUACCUUGAUGUUAUGUCACGAAAAUUUUGCCCAUCCCUCAAAUAUUUUGCAGUGAUCACAAAUAGUGAAAACGUCGGAAAACAAACGUCGAUUUUCAGAGCAAAGGAUAAUUUAGUUAUUUCACGUAUUGAAGUUCAAAAGCCAGAUUUUUGUGGGGAUACAAAUACUGAAGUACUGUUAGACAGAAGAGCUUGGGAUCUAUCGCUUUUAGGCGCAGUCGAGACAGGACUUUGCUCCAAGCUUCCAUUGUUGGUCGCACAAAUAAAGACUGAGACGUUGCCGCUGUAUCAACAGCUUGCUGAUGUCGCUGAUCUACCAUUAUUAAAUGAGGCUGGCGACAUGACCACUCUACAAGAUUUGGCUGCUAGAAGUGACAAUAUAAAAGUAAUUAAGGAAUUUUUACGUCUGAAAUAUCAUGUUUGUAUUUCGGAACACAACGUUUUGAAGUUAAAUAAACAUAAACUUCGUGAGAUAGAUUUUCUUGAAAACAACUUUGAGCACAAACAAGGUUUGGCUGUUUACUUCUCUCACAUAGCUGAAGAUGAAAUCAGUUCCGAUACUCCUAUAUACUUAUUGCCUACUCUUGGUAAUGAAAAUGCGGAAAAACGAGUCGAUGCACUGAAGUCUGAGUAUUUGUGCGUUGUUCCUGGGAUUGAAGGCCAUCACGUAAGAUUUCGUGGUCUCUGCGAGAGACUCAAACUGCCCGCGCUGGUGCUGCAGCCAAGUUUGGAUGUGUUGCACGAAACCAUAGAACAAGCCGCUCAACGCUACUCUAAGACACUCAUGGAAAAAAUUGGUGUCGGUAACACUUUCUACUUGCUUGGGUGCGAUAGUGGGAUUUUGAUUGCGAUGGAACUAGCUGCAAUACUUGAAGAAAAUGGUUUUUUGGGUACAAUAUUUUGUCUUGGAACUGCACCAGAAGAUGUCAAGCCAGUAAUUGAACAACAACUAGGCGCGUUCUCAACAGAGGACCAACUGCAGCUUGGAAUUUUAAAACAUAUUUUUACGCUACUAACUGGUGAAGUACCAUCAGAUUUAGAUGAAACUCUGCACCCUCACUCUUCUUGGAAUGAAAAAAUAGAUGCUUAUAUCAAAAUGAUGGCCGAUCGAAUAACACAAACAAAGCAAUAUGUGAAAGCGAUAGUACAAUCCGUAUAUGCAAGAAUUCUUAGCAUCAAACAGUACGACUCUUCAACUUUGCCUACACUGAAAUCUACAGUCGUAAUACUCCGCUCUCCAGGAUAUUCAUCAACUUCAUCUGCAUCGUCAUACGUAAUUGAAGAUUUAUCAGCACCACUUUGUGAUGCUGCCAAAGAUGUGCGAUGUGCAGCCAUCAUCAAUAAAAAUUUGUCAACUGAAAUAUUGGAAGAAUUCAAAACGAAGAAUUUAUGUGAUAGCUUUGUGAUAAAUUUUGACGACAAUUACUAUAAGUAAAGGCUUACUAAUAUUAAGUAAAUAAAAUUUUUGGGUUGCCACAUUA